AUGCUCCUUGCAUUGCUGGGAACAUUGGGAGACGCGGUCCUAACAGCUUGGAGCACCGAACUCCUCUGGAAGUUGACGGAAGAGGCUGACGUACAGAAGGCGGUCAUGGAAGCACCAGGCGUCCUGCAGCGGCUCGUCGAUAUUCUCGACGCAAAUGAAGACAACAGAGAUUUGCUGGAUUCGGCAACCAGCGUUUUGAAGAACCUGACGGCGGUCCCAGCGAACCGGAAAACGAUCGCUGCCGUUCCGGGGUGCCUGGAAAGACUUGUCUCCGUGAUGGAGGUAGUCUGGGCUCCGCAGGUCCAAGCGUCCGUGCUUGCUGACUUGGCGGACGACAUGGCGGUUGGGAGAGCUAUAGCGUCGGUGCCCGGGGCCUUAGCAGGACUCCUAGAGAUUCUCGACGUUGAGAUACACGAGGAUGCAUAUGCAGCAAGGGCUCUGAAGAGUCUGGCAGCGGACAGCGAGACCGCGCGGGCAAUUAAGGCACAGCCGGGGAGCCUUCAAAAGCUGGAGAACUUCUGUAGAAUCCAAUGGUCCAAGUACCAAGAGAACCGAAGCGGGAGUACAAAACAGCUGUGGGCUGAUCUCCAAUAUUGCCUUUGGUUACGCUUGCCCGAUCCCUCCAACCAAACAGGGGUCGCGGCUGGCGCUGAAGCACGCAAGUCGACCAGCAGGCUGGCUGCGGAGGCGCCUUUUGGUGCCACCACCGUGAGCGGGGCGAAUGCUUCGAACGAGCCGUGUUCCGCGGGUCGGACUCCGGCCGGCGCCGCGUGCUUCACGCACCCCGUCCGACGGACCCCCGAGCCGGCUCCCGGUGCUGACGUCAGCAAGGUCCGGGUGACUUCACUGCACAGCUGGUCCCGCGCCUCUCCGUUUCAAUGA
Messenger RNA from Klebsormidium nitens, 882 nucleotides. The record is from the annotation of a GenBank genome assembly. NCBI's taxonomy places the organism in Eukaryota, Viridiplantae, Streptophyta, Klebsormidiophyceae, Klebsormidiales, Klebsormidiaceae.